Molecule: messenger RNA, 3790 nt
Organism: Betta splendens (Siamese fighting fish)
Lineage: Eukaryota; Metazoa; Chordata; Actinopteri; Anabantiformes; Osphronemidae
Gene: srrm3
Product: serine/arginine repetitive matrix 3
Exons: 14
Coding region: 196-2103 (635 amino acids)
Molecular function (GO): mRNA binding
Source: RefSeq, a predicted model, not a curated record
AGCUGCUCGGUGCGCUGUCCACUUCAGCACCACAAGCCGAGCGGAGGCAGCGGGGCUAGCUAGCGCCGAAGACACGGCUCAGCAUCAGCACCAGCGCACGACGAGCCUCCCAGAUACCGAAAAUACUGACAAAUACGCACUGAUCACAACGAGAGACGCCGACGGCAACGAGGCGAAGCAAAGAGUUCGCUAACCAUGUACGAUGCAGCGAGGGUGCCGUCUCCUAAGGACGGUGCCAAUGGGAUGGCCCAGCCGGUGGUCUCCGGGGCGGGGGCAGGAACAGCCGCGGGACCAGAAGGGCCCGCGGCGGCUGCAGUGCUCCAGGCUAAGGCCGAGGGCCUGCAGCCAGGUAUGGAGGAGGAGGAGGAGGAGGAGGAGCCCAAAGCAGAGCCCGUCCUGGUGAAGAAGCCACACAGAGAGAUUCUGGACCAUGAACGGAAGAGGAGGGUGGAACUCAAGUGCAUGGAGCUGCAGGAGAUGAUGGAGGAGCAGGGGUACACUGAAGAAGAGAUACGGCAGAAGGUCAGCACGUUCAGACAAAUGCUGAUGGACAAAGAGGGAGUCAUCACCAGAGAGGGCUCAAACUCGCAACCAGUCGCCAACCAUCUGCACUAUCAUCCUGACGAGUACGAAGAAAACCCUGAACUGGCUGGUUAUGAAGACGCUGACUAUGACCAUGAUUACCACAGUGACAGCAGAGUGAAGAGGAAAUCAAGCAGCUCUCCAUCCCCCCGUCCGAAGAAAAGGAAGAAGAAGAAAUCUGGCCGUCGCAGGAGUCGGUUUGGCAGCUCGUCACCCACACGCAGAGAGAAGAAGAAGAAGAGUGGGAAGAAACACAAGAGAGACAGAUCGGGAUCUGCCUCCAGGAAGAAGCGGAGAUACAGGUCUGGCAGCCCCAAGAACAAACACAAAGACAAGAACAAGCAGAAAAAGAGGUCCCCCGCUGAGACCCCCGGCAGGAACUCACAACACCAAGGCAGCUGCUGCAGCUCCCGCAGCGCCUCGCUGUCCUCCACUCGGAGCGCCUCCAAGUCCCCCAGCAGACUGAACAAGCACAAGGCCUCCGGCGCCCUGCUGCCUCCGGGCCCCGACAGCCCCGCUGCCUGGCACAACGGGGACCAGGCCCAGCGAAGUCGCAACGGCAAGGCCGGCAUACUCAACCACGCCGCUGAGAAAGGCCACGAUAAGGUCCAUCUGCUGACUGCGAGCUCCGCAAGCAUCCAGUCCACUCUGCUGAAAGAGCACAAGCUCCACAGCGCCCCCAGCAGGUGCCAGCCGGGACCCACGGGCGCUGCCGGAGAGCCUGGCAGCGGGGACGACAGGACCUCGGGUGUGGGGGGCUCGGCGUCCCACGCCUCCGGGAGGAGAGGGAGACAGAGGAGUCAGGUCAAAAACGCCCACUCCCCCGCUCACAGCAGCGACUCGGCCCACUCCCAGCACAACCACACGCACCGAGGGCGAGCGUCUCGUCACCAGAGGAAGACGAAAGGUGGCCACUCCUCCAAGCGUCACCACCACUCGAGCCGGGGUAAAGCGCACCACCGGAGCCCGUCCGCGUCUCCGGGGCGACACUCGCACGCAUCCGGCAGGAAGAAGGAGGAAUCGCGCGCCAAAGCCAACUUGCGCCAGCGCAGCAGCUCCUGGAGCAGCGGCCAUUCGUCCUCACACACCGCAUCGAGAGACAGAGGCCCCAGCAAGGCCAAGUCCCCGCACAACAAGCAGAACAACUCCAGAGAGAGGGACAGCGCCAACCGCUCGGACACGGACAGCCGCGCUCGCCGCCGCUCGCGCAGCUACUCGCCCAUACGCAAAAGGAGGAGAGAUUCCCCCAGCUUCAUGGAGGCGCGCAGGAUCACCAGCGCUCGGAAGCGCCCCAUCCCCUACUACCGGCCCAGCCCGUCCUCGUCCAGCUACGACAGCAGCCCGUCGCGGUCCAGCCGCAGCCGCAGCUACAGCAGCUACAGCCACAGCCGCAGUCACAGCCGCAGCCGCAGCCGCAGCCGCAGCUGGAGCCGCAGCCCGAGCAGGAGCUGGAGCCGCAGCCGCUCCCGCAGCCACCACAGCUACUACAGCCGCAGCAGCUAUGACAGCCCCGGCUUCUGAGCAGUCCUAAAGCUGCGUCUCACUCAGCAGCACUCACGCUGCUCUACAGUCCUGCGCUCAAAUGCCUCAAUUUGUGACCAUCAUCCCUGUCUAUUGUAGAGCCUGGAUCAAAGAGGAGGAAUGUACUUUGAAUUGACACAUUACUGGGAACUUGGCCGUCUCCAUCAACGUCUUCACAUAUCUGAGGUACUCCAGAAAACCGGCCACUGCUGGUCAACAAUGACUCUUGUGGAUCCUAAAGAUCAAAUCUUGCUGUAUAUUUAGCACUUUCCUUCUCUUCCGCCACAAAACAACCAAAAAUGAAUUCAAAACUAUGUAUGAUAUAACUACGUAUAUAAAUAUAUCCUCAAAAUGGGAGCAAAGAAGAACACGAAAGGAGAACGCGCCGACGGCUCGCUGUACGUUUCUGAGACCUUCCUUUUCUCUUAUCAUGUUUUCAUCUCCCUCAAGACGUCAUUUCACCCGAGCGCAGAUCAACAGAAGCGAGAACAAAGGGAGAUGUCUGCAGAAGAAAUGGGACGCGGGGAAAAAAGGAACUUUUUAUAUGAUAAACUUGUAUUGUAUAGGUCUGUGGGUCUAGAUAUAAACUCCUUUAUGUUCUGGCUUUGUAAACUAUGCACUGUAUAGUCCAUAUAGUCUGAGGAGGUUUGUUGAGCAUGAUGCAUCGGGACAGGCUUGCUGCUCGUAGGAGAGUACCUGGUGGAUGUGAGGGUUGCCAGGGUGCAUCUGUGCUACCCUCUGACCUCUGACCUAUACAGUAUGUCAGACACCUGCAGAAUGGGACGAGGUGACAAAAUCUGUGUAUUAUGUACUUUUACUCUCUUCCCUGUUAAGAUAAUUUUGUUGAGUCUGCUAGUGUGCGUGUGUGUGUGCAUGUGUGCGUGCAUGUGUGUGUGCGUGUGUGUGUGCAUGUGUGUACACGUCCCCUGCAGCUUGCCUCUGCCGUAACGCUGCUGGGAGGUGCUGUACAGAGAAAACCUGCAAAAUGUUGUUUUGACCACUGCUAUUUAUGGAUCUAUAGUAUUUAUGAGUUAGUUUAUUUAUUUGUUUAUUUAUUAUGGAUUUAUUUAUGAGUGUUGUUUUGCCAUGAGCUGUAAAGCAGUCGGAACAGGCUUUAGAGGUGUUAUGGCCACAUUCCCAUUGGAACGUGUAUAUGAUCCACCCCCUUUUACACCCUAUCACUUUCAUAGCAGUGCGUAGAUUCACUGCAGUGUUUUGAACACACUCUGAUUUCCCCCGUUGGAACCGAGUUGCCGCCCACAGUCACUCCUACGAUUGCCAUCGAGCUGGUUUAUUUGAGAACCCUUCAUAAUGGCUCUGUGCAUCUGAAGGUGCCUGAACGUGGUUCCGUGCACACAGUCUUGGUUGGCAUCUUCACAGUGCAGGAUCAUACCCUGUGUGAUGUAGGCGAACAACGCAGAUUCUGUAAUGCCUCCUCUCGUCUCUGUCCUCAGUAGUGCAGUGAACAAACUGGCGAUACAAUCAGGGAUCCACCCUAAGUCUUCCUUCCCAUUCGUCCAGUCCUGUCUCACCAACACCCUGUUGCAUUCCCAGUGUAACCAGACUAUUACACCCAGCACAUUUGUUAAUUUAUUCCAAAUAUUGCAUCACCCCUUUGGUUCUAGUCAUUCUUUGUAAUGUACAAGUUAUUAUACCUGACAAUAAAAAGAAGCAAAUGGGGAAAGGA